UCAUUGGACCAUGGUGCACCGCGUUGGCGCGCUACCGACAAAAACAGUAAUGGCGUCGCAGCGAGAAGAAAUGGCUGACGAACCGCUGCCGGAAGACAGCGAAGACACUGUGUUGUCGAUGGUCGACGUGCUGCAAGAGAGUGAAGAGCUGGAAGAGGAAGCUAAUGCUGUACUGGGUGAUAGUGAUGAUAAAUGUUGCACGUAUCCAUUGGGUUAUCGAGGCAGACAGGCUUUGUACGCUUGCGCAACAUGCACCUCAGCAUCCAAUGAGUCUGCAGGGGUCUGCUUAGCCUGCAGCUAUGAAUGUCACGAGGGACAUCAGCUCUACGAACUCUACACCAAAAGAAACUUUAGAUGUGACUGUGGAAACAGCAUGUUUGGGUCAGUGAAGUGCAAACUGAUUGAGAAAAAAGACGCUACCAACCCAGACAACAAGUACAACCAGAAUUUCCGUGGUGUGUACUGCACCUGCAGCCGUCCUUAUCCAGACCCAGACGAUGAGCACCUAGGAGAAGUCAGUAUACCAGACAGUAAUGACUACCAAGAGAUGGUGUGUGCUGAGUGUAUGCAGGGACCUUGUGACUUUCUGUGGUAUUACAGUGUCACUGGCAAAGAGGUUAAGCUUGAGAAAGAAGACUUGGGUGUAGAUGUUGACGUCGAGAAUGUGGCCAAGAGUCAUGCUGUUCCUGAGAGCGACGAGGGGGUAAAAGCAGAGGUUACUCCAGUGAGCGACUCCAAACCAACUCUGACAAGUGACAGCAAACCGACAGAGUCACAUACAGCUCACGUCCAUGACUCACCAGAUGAUGCCAUAUCAGCCAAUUCAAAGAAUACCGUCCUAACAACCAAGGUCCCGCCCACCACUGAUAGUGUAAUCACAGCACCGUCUGCACCAGAGACAGUGCAGCAGGACAGUAUUAAGGAAGAUAGUACCACUGGUCGGCAGGAUGAUGCCAUUCCGGCAGGGGCAUCAGGCUUUGAGGCUUCGUCCAGUGGAAGUGUGCCAGCGGGACCCAGCCAAAAUGGGCAGACUCAACACAGGCAGGCAGGCGGCCAAAUCUGUCGACUGAGAGAGCUCAAAGGCAGAGUGGUGGAAAAGAGAGACCAUGCCACCUUCUGGCCCAGCGGUUGGAGGAGCAAGCUGUGUAUGUGCCAGGAUUGCAAGAUGCUUUAUGAGAACAGACAAGUCAGUUUUUUGAUGGACGAGUCUGACACCGUGCUGGCUUAUGAGUUACGAGGCAAGAUGAAGCAUGCUGGUACAUCACAGUAUCAGAUGGGUAUGGAAGCAUUGACGAAAUUGAACCGCGUACAGCAGGUUGAAGUCAUUCAUGAAUACAAUGAUCUGAAGGCAUCUCUUAGGGAUUAUCUGCAGAGCUUUGCUAAUCAGGGAAAAGUGGUUAAGAGACAGGACAUUGACGAGUUCUUCAGUGAUAUGCAGUCCCGUAAGAGGCAACGUGUUGGGGUCGGCAACCCCCAGUACUUCUGCAGAUGACGUGCUUGCUACAGCCUACAACCGAUGUAGGCAAAAAGAAGUGCUGGUCUGGUGUAAAGAAAACGUGGCAAUAUGAGAAAUUCAGUCUGUAGCAAGGACAGCGACAGUGAGAGCCAUCCUGAGGCAAGGCAGGAGAGUUGGAAUUCCCCCCCCGACAUUUGUCAGGUUGUUUUGCCAAUGGAGCCAUACUGUAUGCUGUUUUACCAAGCUGAAGGAUUUUUGCAAUGUAAAAACUGGUCACUAACCAAUUGACUUAUUGCCCUUUGUGAACACGAGCUCCGUGUGCGUUUGUGUAUGAUCGUGCAUUAUAUGCACAGUCACACGUUGUUAAUGGUUAACUUGUUAACGGUGAUGAGUUAAUUGGUGGCAAAACUAAGCAACAAUGGCAACUAUAUGUUUACUCUACAAAGCUGUUCUGUAACCUCUUGGCCGCAUCAUAUGAUGAUGUCUGUAAUCUAUAAUACUGAAAUCCAAGAUUAAUGUUGUUUCCAUUGGUUGUAGAUACAACAAUUUACAAAAUUGAUCUGCUUGCAAGUGAAUGCAUGAAGAAUUUGGAGCAGUGUUUUCAAUCCAGUCAUGGAGUUUUCUGUGGCCGUUGGAUGCUUCUCGCUUCAUUUAACAAAGAAAGGAAGCAUGCUAUGCCAUCAAAUAUGCUGAAAUGUCAGAGGUCAAAUCGUAACAGUUUAUCAAGUUAUGCAAGUGUAACUCAACAAAUAUCGUUCACUAAAGUCUGCUGGUAUUCCUGGA
This is a messenger RNA of Acanthaster planci (crown-of-thorns starfish), 2239 nucleotides long. RefSeq names its product ubiquitin protein ligase E3 component n-recognin 7 (gene ubr7). Gene Ontology annotation, molecular function: zinc ion binding; ubiquitin protein ligase activity. Lineage: Eukaryota; Metazoa; Echinodermata; Asteroidea; Valvatida; Acanthasteridae. The record is from RefSeq and is a predicted model, not a curated record. Gene Ontology annotation, cellular component: cytoplasm.